This is a messenger RNA of Condylostylus longicornis, 1701 nucleotides long. It is a transcript of the gene sNPF, whose product is annotated as short neuropeptide F. NCBI's taxonomy places the organism in Eukaryota, Metazoa, Arthropoda, Insecta, Diptera, Dolichopodidae. The record is from RefSeq and is a predicted model, not a curated record. The coding region runs from base 680 to 1492 and encodes 270 amino acids. The transcript is spliced from 5 exons.
UAAUAGCCCAGAAUACGAUUAAAAUUACCAAACAAGAGAUAACUGAGAAAUUGUAAAUGAAAUUAUUAAUUAUUAUUCAUAAUUAAUUGUAAUAAUAAAAGAAAAAACAAAUUUAAACCGAAAUUUUAAGAGCGGAAGAAGGAAAAUAACUGUAAUAAUUUUGGAAAUAAGAAAAUAUUAAAAAAAUUAAUAAUUAUUUUUAUUGUUAUGUGCAGUUAUUAAAAUUUUAUUGAAAUAAAAUUAAAAAAAAAUCAACAUUAAUAUAAUAACAUACAUACAAAUAUACAAAGUGAAUAAAAUAUUACACAAAAUAUAAAGGUUGAAUUUUGUAAUAACGGUAAAAAAAAUUUAAAAGAAAGGAAAGUGUUAAGAUAACAGUAAAAAUAGUGAAUUUAUUUUGUUUUUAAAAAUUUCUUAAUAAUAUUGAAAUAAUUUUUUUAAUAUCUUUAAAAAUUUGAAAUUUCAAUAAAAAUAUUCAUUCCGACGGUGUUAUCAAGAUAUCAAGACUAUAUAGCUAUAUAUAAGAAGCAUUUUAAGAAGGAUUCAAAAAUUUCAAAUUGUAUAUUUGAGGAAUUUGAUUGAGAACGAAGAAUUUCCUGAUUUAAGACUAUAAUAUUUUUGAUUUUUGUGAUAUACUUAUAUAAAAGAUUUCGAAUUUAUUUUCAAAAUAUACGCAAACAUGCAUAAUUUUAUAUUAUACAUUGUGGUAUUAAUAAAUAUGGUUGCAGGAUUGCCAGUAUCAGAACGAAAUCCAAUUGAUGAAUUAUAUGAAAAUUUAUUACAACGAGAAGAUAUCGGCCAAAUAGGUUUCCCAAAACAUGAAGUUGAACGUAAAGCUCAACGAUCACCAUCAUUACGAUUACGUUUUGGUAGAUCUGAUCCAACAUUCUUAAAUUUUAAUGAACAUUCACUUGCAAAACGUUAUUAUAAUUGGUUUGGAGAUGUUAAUCAAAAACCAAUUAGAUCACCAUCAUUACGAUUAAGAUUUGGUCGACGAAGUGAUCCAUCAGUACCAUUACAUUCCGAUAUGGACCGUUCAUCAUCACCAAAUGAAAUUUUUCCAUUAUCUGAUUCAACAAGUCAAUCUGUACGAAUGUUAUUGGAAGCAUUAAAACAAAUUGAAGAGGAAAAUAAUAAUCAAUAUUUUGAUAAAGAAAAUAAUAAUGAAAAUGAAAAUACAAUAUUAUAUGAUACACCAAAUUCAAUUGAUGAACAAAAUCAACAACAUUCAGAAAAUCAACAACAACAAUUUGAUCGGGAAACAAGAAAACAAAGAAAUUCACAAUUAAGAUUAAGAUGGGGUCGCAGUACUGGAAAUAUUCCACCAUCAGUAAAUAAUAUGGAUAAUAAUCAAGAAAAAUUAAUUGCAUCCACGAAUAAUGAAUCAUCCACGGGAAAUAAAAUUAAUAAAAAUUUGUCACCAUCUUUAUCAACAUUUUCAACUAAUACAGCAAUUUCAACAGCAACAAAUGGAAAUGAAAAUAAAAAUUAAAUUAAUUUAAUUAUAUGGAAAAAAUUUAAGUUUAAAUUUUAAAAAAGAAAAAAGUAUGAAAUUAUAUCUGUUGCAAAAUUUACAAAAAAAAAAAAGAAAAUUAUUCAAAAAAAAUUCAAUUAUACAUAUAUACAUAUAAUUACAUAAAUUUUAUUUUAGAAUUUAUACUUACAUAUACACACAAACAUUAUUCUACAAUAUAAUAGCAA